CGGAGUGAUUUCUUUGGGGGGGGGGAUUUGUUUCCCCCCCCUUCCCCAUCUUUCCUGACUGUACGGUCCACAGGAGUGCCUUUGUCCGAACAGGAUUGACUGUCCGCCGAGUUUGACCAGCCUGGCCUGACAUGAUGUACCUUUGGGGUAACCAGGAGCCAACGGCCACUCCUGAUGCAAUGGUCCAGCCGUUCACCACCAUCCCAUUCCCACCACCUCCCCAGAAUGGGAUCCCCACAGAGUAUGGGGUGCCCCACACUCAGGACUAUGCGGGCCAGACCAGUGAGCACAACCUGACGCUCUACGGAAGUACCCAGGCGCAUGGGGAGCCGAGCACCAACACGCCCAGCACACAAAAUGGAUCUCUUCCGCAGACAGAAGGAGGGGCGCAGACGGAUGGACAGCAGUCGCAGACACAAAGUAGCGAAAAUACCGAGAGUAAGUCCACUCCGAAGCGGCUGCACGUCUCCAACAUUCCCUUCCGAUUCCGGGACCCUGAUCUCCGGCAGAUGUUCGGGCAGUUUGGCAAAAUCCUUGAUGUAGAAAUAAUCUUUAAUGAACGUGGCUCCAAGGGAUUCGGGUUCGUAACUUUCGAGAAUAGUGCUGAUGCAGACAGGGCCAGGGAGAAAUUACACGGCACCGUGGUAGAGGGCCGUAAAAUCGAGGUGAAUAAUGCCACAGCACGUGUGAUGACUAAUAAGAAGAUGGUGACGCCAUAUGCAAACGGUUGGAAGUUAAGCCCAGUGGUUGGAGCGGUAUAUGGCCCUGAGUUAUAUGCAGCAUCCAGCUUUCAAGCAGAUGUCUCGCUAGGCAAUGAAGCCGCUGUGCCCCUUUCAGGAAGGGGGGGUAUUAACACUUACAUUCCUCUAAUCAUUCCCGGCUUCCCUUACCCAACGGCAGCGACCACGGCAGCGGCGUUCCGAGGGGCCCACCUGCGGGGCCGGGGCCGGACGGUCUACGGUGCGGUCCGAGCGGUGCCGCCCACGGCCAUCCCUGCCUACCCAGGUGUGGUUUACCAGGACGGAUUUUACGGUGCUGACCUCUAUAUAGACUCUGCAAACUGCUUCAGAUCCAACAGGGUGGAUACGCAGCCUACAGAUAUGCACAGCCUGCAACUGCAACUGCAGCUACAGCUGCUGCAGCCGCUGCAGCCGCUUACAGCGACGGUUAUGGCAGGGUUUAUACAGCAGACCCCUACCACGCCUUGGCCCCUGCCGCUAGCUACGGAGUUGGAGCUGUGGCGAGUUUAUACCGAGGUGGCUACAGCCGAUUUGCCCCCUACUGAAGUGACGUGAGACCCUGGCAAGAGGGACAGCCCCCCCAACCCCCCAAGUUCAUGAGGCCUGGCUAUUGCAAUAUUUACUAGUAGAGGAACUCUAUAGCAAGAUGAAGAGGAAAUACAAACAAAACACAAAAAACACAAAAAAAGAGAAAUACUUUUUUAUACCUCACUAUGUUCUUUGAAUAUGUAUUUUUCCUUUAAAUUUCUGCCUUUAAUUCUUUUGUUCCAAAGAUUGUGCAUUUUCUUUUCUUUUUUUUUCCUUUUUUUUUUUUUUUUUAACUGUGGUAAAGAGAAAAAAAUAAUGCAUUUCCAUGUCUGUAUAUCCGGGCGGAGGUUAGUUCCACCAGUCACUGAAGAGGCGAUUUACUAGGAAGGAAAGACAUUAGGAACUGUUAUGAUGCAACUAAUCAGGAGCCAGCAGACAGCGUGAUCUUAAGGCGUCUGGUGCCGAAUGGUUGUGUAAUAGACAAGUAGGAAGAGAAGAGAUGUCCUUUUUUUCCUCGUUUCUGCAACCGGCCACUCGACUUUCUUUGCCUUCUAUGAUUCCGGGCUGUGGAGCAUAGGAGGACAUUGACUGUGGCUGACAUCCACUUGCUGAGGUCGGGGAUAGGAGUUUGAACUUGCAAAGUAGGGGAGUGACAAAGAGGCUCCCGUCCUCUCCUCUUUCCCUCAUUUCUCCAUCCUUUUCGUAACCCCGUGACAUGCGCAGACUGGGACCGUUGGCGUGUUUUUUGGAAUAGUUGGAGAAAAGACUCUCGGAGAAACGGGCCUUGGAGCGGACUCUGGACAGGGGAAACCGCCAUUUCCUCUUCUUCCUACAGUGGCAGUCCUGCAGGGAGUUUGCCCGUUUCUAAUCUGCCAGCCACCCAGCUCUUCUCUCCUUCUCAUAAGACCCAUGUCCUUGGGACGCGGGAAAUGAGGACCCCAGGGGUGGGAAAGCAGGAGCCUGGGGGGAGCCGUUCUUAGAGUCAUUAGUGGCGGCCUCAAAAAGGAAGGGGAAGAGGGAGGCACACUGUCCUGCGGAAGAUCCCGGUAUCGAGCAAGGGGCUGUGAGAUCUGCAGCCCCUAGGCCCCUCUCCCGAGCCACCCUGAAUCCGCUCUAUAGUCGGCCCGGUAGAGAGAAGGGGAGAUAGCAAGUGCCAAACUGCUCCCGGAUGCUUGAGGAUAAUUAAGGCACGUCAGGGCAGAAGGGGCCGCCUUACCUGAGGUCUGAAGCCAUAGGCAUUUCCAACUUCCAGGGCUCGGCGAGUCCCACCUCUAACCAUAGUCUGGAGUCUCGGCGACCAUUUCCACCCAAGCCCUUGGUACCCGCAGGAGGCUUCUACGUGAACGCCGCGGGACGCAAAUCUAGGGCCCUAACGUUUCUCCUUUCCAAUCUCCAAAGGAGGAUUUCGGUAGCAGUGGCCGGAAGAGAAGCAGGCGGUCUUGGCAGUGAGUCGCUGCCAUCCAUCGAGCCUCAAUUUUAUAAAUUAGAGAAGCGGGGGAGCCAAAGGACCCCCUCCAGCUGAUAGCUAUAGCCAUGUUCCCAGUAACCCUUGCAAAGGAAAGCAGGUGGGUCUUGAAGCCUUUCUAAAGCUAAAGCGUUAGUGAAAUAGAAAAGCUCGGUCUGUCGCCCUGGUCCACCCACAAUGGUACUAGGGUGAUCUUUUCACCCAAAAUGAGGGCGGUUGAGGGAGCUAGUUAGGACAGCAAGUUAGUGAGGCUUUUUGGCUUCUCGCUACCACACGUUCGCUCCUCGGCUGGUAACUGACCCAGACCCCGAAUCAGGAAGUCUGGUACGGCGUAGCACAAAGCAUUUCUAGGCGAGUGGAGUUUUCCUUGUGGUGUUACCGGUCCUCCACACACCUCCCAGCUCCCUGUUCUCCCUCUGGGCCCUUCCCACCGAGGCCACGAAGAGGAUUGUUGCCUGGAAUUGAGGGAGACCGCCGCCAAGCUAGACCACCCAAAUCUAACGAUUCUUUGGAGGGAUAGCUAGAGCAAGGGGACACCCAAACUGCCAGCCCAUUGGUCACUUUUUUUUUUUUUUAGGUUUUUUUUUUUUGUUGUUUUGUUUUUUUUCCAAGCCAAAGUUUGGUUUGUUGCUGUUAAGGUGACUUUUGCUUUGUGUGUGUGUGUGUGUGUGUGUGUGUGUGUGCGUGUGCGUGUGUGUACAUAUUUUACUUAGACUGAAAACCGGGAGGGCGGGAGUAAGGGGGAAGGUGGGUUUUUUUGUUUUGUUUUGGAUUUUUUUUUUCCCCUAGAGGGAGAUUUUGUUGUUGAAAGAAAAUGCCCAAGAGCAAUGUAGUGUCCCAGCAAAGCCCAGGCUGUUUCCACGAUAUGGCAAACAGGAAGCCCCCUCUGGAGCUGAGACUAGGCUAAGACCCUCCCACCUCCCUCCCACCCCCUAGCAAGUAGAGAAGAAGUUGGUGGGGGGGUGCUGAGAAGUGAAGGGACUUGGGACACUCGUCCCUUGAAGGGGAAUUGGGGCCCGGGCCUGGUGGACUGGGCAGUUGCCAUGAUGUCUAGCGGUGGCAGCUGAAAUCCAGGGGCCUUUUCGUGCAUGUCAGUUCAGCUGGUUCUGGCUGCAGCUUCCGAAGGGCCAAACUCUUGUGUCCUCCAGUGGGAUUUGGGGCCCGGGCUGCCUCUGAGGUCCACAGUGACUCUCCAGUUCCCUGGGGAACCUCUGCUUUGGUUGCAUGGUCAUUGAUUUUCAGCGUUGGUGCUGAGAAUCGGGGCUCUCGUCCUAGAAGCACCUGGGUUUUCCCCAUAGCGAAUCGUCCUAUGCAUUGACCCCUUCCCCCAACACCCCCCGCCCAGGACUCCCCAAUUUGCAAAGUCACUAGAGUUCUGACCCCCACAGCCAGGCUCCUCAGGGUUUUCCUUGCUGAAGAGCCCCAGGUCACAGGUGAGAAGGGGCAGGACUCCCAAGAGAGCUGGGCUCUUGGUUGGCUCGGUUCAGGGAAGUCACUAGGUUAAUUCCUGAAAUUUCCUGCCGAUUGACACUAAGCAAAUGGUCUCCCAGCCCCUGCUGUGGACCUUACUGAACUGCUUGAAGGGAAGCAAGGAUCUCCCCGGGACCGUUUUGGCCCUGUGUCCUCUCGUGACUCCCGGUCUGGAGGAUCCAAGAGGGAAGCCCGGCAGACUUCCGUCCCCUUGGGGACUAGAGUGGGUGUCGUGAGCAGGGCUUUUCAGCCAAGGGGGAGCCUGGCGGUUCCCCUCUCUGCGCUUCCGUCCUCGGCCCCGGACUUCUGGGGGUAGACUGGUGAUGCAGGCCUGGAGAGGGACCACCCUGGAACCGGCCACGUUCUGGAGCCGUCACCCGGGGCUCGGUCGAUCCCGAGAUUAUGCAAGUGGGGUCCAAUCGGGGCCCGGGUGGCAGGGGGACCCCACCGGCUGGGUGGCAGCUCACGGGGCGAUCCGGAAGGCUCUCCUCCUUUAGCCGAGUCCAGCUCCAGGGGGUGAACUUCUCGCCUGCUGCUCGCCGCCCUCCGGCACAGUCACGGGAAGCGUCCAGGACGCCCUCCUGGGUUUGGAAGCCGGGAGCCGGGGGUGGGGUGUGGAUUUGAAGCGUACGUUAACCUGUUUGCACUGUUUUAAAAUAGGAAAAAUAGUGAGCAGGGUGAGCAUCCAAUGUAAACUUCUGUGUGUGUUUAUUUUUCUGUCAUGCUUUUGAAAUGUCGACCCUUUGGAGUCUACACCAGUGAAACUUGAUUCUUUGUUGCAUAAAACACUAUUUUUGGGUGAUGUCAAUGUCUGAAAAGCCCCUCUCUCCUACCCCGGUCCCUUGGCUUGCCCCACGAGGGCCCUUCAUCCUUGCUUUCUUGUACGGUGAAAUCACCGGACCACAGAGCAAGCGGCGGUCUGCCCCUUCGAGGUGGGGUGGGGAGACGGGGUGGGGUUCUUUCCAAGCUUCAUCUGGGGCCGGGCCGGCGGUCCAGCUUGGGGAGUGUAGCGGGGGUCCCGGCCCCUGGCAUUGGCCUGGGGGCGACAGCCCUGGCCGCGGAGGGAGGACGGGCUUCUGGCUCCAAAGGUUGGCAACGGGCUGGGAUGGUGUUCUUCCUCACCUCCCCUUCUCCCCUCCCACCCGGGGCUGCGCUACAGCCAGCUCAGAUUUACUCAGGAAAACAGGAGAUCGAUUCAGCCAUGGUAGCGUUGGCUGGGGUGGGAGCAGGAUGGGGGACGGAGAAAGAGCGGCCCACCGGCCCGGCCGGAGAUCCCGGCCCGACGACCGGGGGGCCGCCGACCGCCAGCAGCCGAAGGGUUGAGCAUCCUCCUCUCCCGCCAAAAACCGGCAGGCGGCAACCAAAAUGGAGUUCCUGCCCCUCCCCGCAUUUUUUGGUGGGGUUUCCCCCGGGGGGGGGUGGGAAGACGGUCCAGCCCCCGAGACUCCCAGCUUCAGCCCUUUCUUUGUAUUUUUUCUGUUCACAGUAUUUGUGUGUGCGUGCGUGGGGGGGGGGGUGUGUGUGCACGCGCACACGUGCGUGUGUUUUGGCAGCUCAGUUUGGCUGUAUUAUAUAUCGAGUGAUGAUUUAAUCCUCUUUUUUUUUUCCUACGGGAUAUGAAUAUUUUUUUUUUCCUCUUUCUGUUAUAAUUCUGCUUGUGAAUAGCUGGAGCAAAGCCCGGGGCUGACAGAAGGCACAACAUGUAAGCUAGGGCCGCAGGGAGCUGGCGGAGCUGAUGGGGAGCGGAGCUGCCCCUCCCUCCCUCUCUUCCUCCCGGCCCGAUGGUCUUGAGGCUCUGAGUUUAUCAGCCCAUGCCGUUGCAAGGCAAAAAAGAAAAAAAAAAAAAUUGCCACCCAAACCCCGGUGGCAGUGAGCGAUUCACCCCUGCCGCGGUCGGUUUCUCCCGCCCCCACCCUCCCCAUUGCCAUGGCAACACAGGUACCUUUGGGGCACAGGACGCAUCCGACGGGAUGCACGUACACUGACCACCUGGCCGUCCUUCCCUCUCUCCCCUGGUCCCCGAUCACUUCCUAGGACACCCGAGCUGCUCGCCCAGGGUCCCGUUUCCCUGACGACGCCAGAGAAGCAUCCCGGGGCUUUGUGACAGUCUCUACUUCCCUUCCCUUCUCGUUAAGUAUCAUAUUGUAUAGUAGCUUUCAGACCAUACAGUAUUCAUUGGGUUACUCCUAUUAUUAUCAAGUAGCUGGAAUUGUGAAGGUCGGAGUAGUUAGAUCUUUAGCUUUUAUUCCUUUUUUUUUUUGUAUUCCUAUCCAUGUGUAUAAAUUAUUGAUCAUGUUGCUGGCUUUUAUAAACUCUAAGCGAGGGAGGAGCACUGCCUCAGCCUUUGCAAAUGGUAAUGAAGCACUGUUUUUAAAUAAAAGAGAGAAACACCA
Tachyglossus aculeatus (Australian echidna) is the source of this 6596-nucleotide messenger RNA. RefSeq names its product RNA binding fox-1 homolog 2 (gene RBFOX2). Gene Ontology annotation, molecular function: mRNA binding. Gene Ontology annotation, cellular component: nucleus; cytoplasm. The transcript is spliced from 14 exons. Gene Ontology annotation, biological process: regulation of alternative mRNA splicing, via spliceosome; nervous system development. The record is from RefSeq and is a predicted model, not a curated record. Bases 132 to 1295 code for a protein of 387 amino acids. Lineage: Eukaryota; Metazoa; Chordata; Mammalia; Monotremata; Tachyglossidae.